AUGAAAUAUACACGUAGUAACAAUGACGAGAUGUCAAAUUCACACGUGUACCUGGUGAAGGAACCUGUGACCUGCACCACUCACAGUGACCUGGUGAAGGAACCUGUGACCUGCAUCACUCACAGUGACCUGGUGAAGGAACCUGUGACCUGCAUCACUCACAGUGACCUGGUGAAGGAACCUGUGACCUGCAUCACUCACAGUGACCUGGUGAAGGAACCUGUGGCCUGCAUCACUCACAGUGACCUGGUGAAGGAACCUGUGACCUGCAUCACUCACAGUGACCUGGUGAAGGAACCUGUGACCUGCAUCACUCACAGUGACCUGGUGAAGGAACCUGUGGCCUGCAUCACUCACAGUGACCUGGUGAAGGAACCUGUGACCUGCAUCACUCACAGUGACCUGGUGAAGGAACCUGUGACCUGCAUCACUCACAGUGACCUGGUGAAGGAACCUGUGACCUGCAUCACUCACAGUGACCUGGUGAAGGAACCUGUGGCCUGCAUCACUCACAGUGACCUGGUGAAGGAACCUGUGACCUGCAUCACUCACAGUGACCUGGUGAAGGAACCUGUGGCCUGCAUCACUCACAGUGACCUGGUGAAGGAACCUGUGACCUGCAUCACUCACAGUGACCUGGUGAAGGAACCUGUGACCUGCAUCACUCACAGUGACCUGGUGAAGGAACCUGUGACCUGCAUCACUCACAGUGACCUGGUGAAGGAACCUGUGACCUGCAUCACUCACAGUGACCUGGUGAAGGAACCUGUGGCCUGCAUCACUCACAGUGACCUGGUGAAGGAACCUGUGACCUGCAUCACUCACAGUGACCUGGUGAAGGAACCUGUGGCCUGCAUCACUCACAGUGACCUGGUGAAGGAACCUGUGACCUGCAUCACUCACAGUGACCUGGUGAAGGAACCUGUGACCUGCAUCACUCACAGUGACCUGGUGAAGGAACCUGUGGCCUGCAUCACUCACAGUGACCUGGUGAAGGAACCUGUGGCCUGCAUCACUCACAGUGACCUGGUGAAGGAACCUGUGACCUGCAUCACUCACAGUGACCUGGUGAAGGAACCUGUGGCCUGCAUCACUCACAGUGACCUGGUGAAGGAACCUGUGACCUGCAUCACUCACAGUGACCUGGUGAAGGAACCUGUGACCUGCAUCACUCACAGUGACCUGGUGAAGGAACCUGUGACCUGCAACACUCACAGUGACCUGGAACCUGUGACCUGCACCACUCACAGUGACCUGGUGAAGGAACCUGUGACCUGCAUCACUCACAGUGACCUGGUGAAGGAACCUGUGACCUGCAUCACUCACAGUGACCUGGUGAAGGAACCUGUGACCUGCACCACUCACAGUGACCUGGUGAAGGAACCUGUGACCUGCAUCACUCACAGUGACCUGGUGAAGGAACCUGUGACCUGCAUCACUCACAGUGACCUGGUGAAGGAACCUGUGACCUGUAUCACUCACAGUGACCUGGUGAAGGAACCUGUGGCCUGCAUCACUCACAGUGACCUGGUGAAGGAACCUGUGACCUGCAUCACUCACAGUGACCUGGUGAAGGAACCUGUGACCUGCACCACUCACAGUGACCUGGUGAAGGAACCUGUGGCCUGCAUCACUCACAGUGACCUGGUGAAGGAACCUGUGACCUGCAUCACUCACAGUGACCUGGUGAAGGAACCUGUGACCAGCAUCACUCACAGUGACCUGGUGAAGGAACCUGUGGCCUGCACCACUCACAGUGACCUGGUGAAGGAACCUGUGGCCUGCACCACUCACAGUGACCUGGUGAAGGAACCUGUGGCCUGCACCACUCACAGUGACCUGGUGAAGGAACCUGUGACCUGCACCACUCACAGUGACCUGGUGAAGGAACCUGUGGCCUACAUCACUCACAGUGACCUGGUGAAGGAACCUGUGACCUGCACCACUCACAGUGACCUGGUGAAGGAACCUGUGACCUGCACCACUCACAGUGACCUGGUGAAGGAACCUGUGACCUGCACCACUCACAGUGACCUGGUGAAGGAACCUGUGACCUGCACCACUCACAGUGACCUGGUGAAGGAACCUGUGACCUGCACCACUCACAGUGACCUGGUGAAGGAACCUGUGGCCUGCACCACUCACAGUGACCUGGUGAAGGAACCUGUGGCCUGCACCACUCACAGUGACCUGGUGAAGGAACCUGUGACCUGCACCACUCACAGUGACCUGGUGAAGGAACCUGUGGCCUGCAACACUCACAGUGACCUGAAGGCCGUCACCAAGCAGCUUCACCCAGUCGGCAGCGUGGCUCACUAUCUGACGCACCAAGACGUGAACAUCCAAACUGCAACACGAACACACGAAUCAAUUUUGCUUGUUAAAAACCUCACCAAUUAA
This is a messenger RNA of Procambarus clarkii (red swamp crayfish), 2400 nucleotides long. Lineage: Eukaryota; Metazoa; Arthropoda; Malacostraca; Decapoda; Cambaridae. The record is from RefSeq and is a predicted model, not a curated record.